Penicillium cinerascens is the source of this 1014-nucleotide messenger RNA. Its product is annotated as NADP-dependent oxidoreductase domain-containing protein. NCBI's taxonomy places the organism in Eukaryota, Fungi, Ascomycota, Eurotiomycetes, Eurotiales, Aspergillaceae. The record is from RefSeq and is a predicted model, not a curated record. The coding region runs from base 1 to 1014 and encodes 337 amino acids. The transcript has 3 exons. Gene Ontology annotation, cellular component: cytoplasm.
AUGUCUCUUCCUACUCGAACCCUCGGCCAGGAUGGCCCUCAAGUCAGCGCCAUGGGGCUCGGCCUCAUGAGUAUCGGCGGUAGCUACGGAAAGGCAGGCCCCCUCGAAGAGACGAUGGCUUUCCUGGACCACGCCCAUGCCACUGGUCAGCGAUUCUGGGAUACCGCCGAUAUGUACGCCGACAGUGAGGACAUUGUCGGCGAGUGGUUCAAGCGAUCUGGCAAGCGAAGCGAUAUCUUCCUCGCUACCAAGUUCGCCGUCCAGCGCAAUGCCACGGGCAUGAGGAUUCGUUCCGACCCGGAGUACGUCAAGGUCGCUUGUGACAAGAGCCUGAAGCGACUCGGCAUUGAUACAAUUGAUCUAUACUACUGCCACCGUGUGGAUGGAAAGACUCCCAUUGAAAAGACCGUCAAGGCUAUGGUUGAUCUUAAGAACCAGGGAAAGAUCAAGUAUCUUGGAUUGUCCGAGUGCUCCGCCGCAACUCUGCGUCGCGCCCACGCUGUCCACCCUAUCAGCGCCUACCAGGUGGAAUAUAGUCCAUUCACCCUGGACAUUGAAAGCGACACCACCGACCUGCUGAACACCUGUCGCGAACUAGGAAUUGCCGUUAUUGCCUAUAGUCCCAUUGGACGCGGUAUCCUGUCCGGCCAGUACCAAUCACCCGCCGAUUUCGCAGAGGGCGACUUCCGCCGCCUCCUGCCCAGGUACUCUCAGGAGAAUUUCCCCAAGAUUUUGCAGCUGGUGAAGGGAUUGCAGGAGAUCGCCAAGGCCCAUAACAGCACUCCCGCACAGGUUUCUCUCGCGUGGGUGCUGGCGCAAGGAUCCGAUAUUAUCCCCAUCCCUGGAACCAAGUCGACCACACGAAUGGAUGAGAAUGCCGCCGCGGCCCUGCUCAAGCUCAGUGACAAGGAAGUACAGGAGAUUCGCGAGCUUGCUAAGCGCACAGAAGUCCCUGGUCUUCGUUAUCCCGAGGGGAUGAACGAGUAUAUCUUGGCGGACACUCCUGCGCUCUAA